Molecule: messenger RNA, 1341 nt
Organism: Dovyalis caffra
Lineage: Eukaryota; Viridiplantae; Streptophyta; Magnoliopsida; Malpighiales; Salicaceae
Source: the annotation of a GenBank genome assembly
AUGGAGAACACCAAAAUGCAGCCAGAUUUAGUGCAAAAUGAAUCUGUCUAUGAUAUAGAAAAAGAAUUACAGGCUUUUGAUGAAUCAAAAGCUGGUGUCAAGGGACUUGUAGAUGCUGGGAUAGUUAAAAUCCCUCCCUUCUUUGUGGUACCAGAAAGUGAAGUCUCUUGCCAACCAAGUCCUGCCGAUUUUCAGAUUCCGGUCAUAGACCUGAAAGGCAUUCAUGAAGAUGACGCUAGACGUAGGAAAAUUGUUGAUCAGAUACGCAAUGCUUCAGAGACAUGGGGGUUCUUUCAGGUUGUGAAUCAUGGUAUAUCAAAGGAUGUUAUGGAAGGAAUGAUUGAAGGAGUGAAGAGAUUUCACGAGGAAAAGAAUAAAGUGAAAAAGGAAUAUUAUACUAGGGACACGAAGAAGAAGGUGACUUACACAAGCAACUCUCUCCUUUACAAGGCAAAAGCAGCAAAUUGGAGGGAUACAUUGUAUUUUCGCAUUGCUCCUGAUGAUCCAGAUCCUGAAGAAUAUCCAGCAGUCUGCAGGCAAUUUUUUGUUCUUAAUUCUUUACCUCAUUUCCUUCCUCAGGAGAUAGCAAUAAAAUAUUCAGCAUCUAUAAGGAGGUUGGGGGACACCCUUCUUGAAUUACUAUCUGAGGCUCUUGGACUGAAGCCUAACCAUCUGACUGAAUUUGGGUGUGCUAAAGGGCUCAACAUUAUGUGCCAUUACUAUCCAGCAUGCCCCGAGCCCAACCGAACUCUGGGAAGCAGCCCCCAUAAUGACCCUGACUUCUUCACUAUCCUUUUGCAAGACCACAUUGGCGGCCUCCAAGUAUUUCACCAAGAUCAUUGGGUUGAUGUCUCUCCAAUUGCAGGAGCUUUCGUAGUUAACAUAGUUAUAGUAUUGAAACAGCUUAUCUCAAAUGGCAAGUUCAAGAGUUCUGAGCAUAGGGUGCUGGCUAAUCUCAUUGGUCCACGAAUAUCAGUGACGAGCUUCUUCGCAAUCUAUGACCGGAUUUGCGGUCCGAUAAAAGAGUUGACGUCAGAUGAAAAUCCUCCUUUGUACAAGGAGGUUCUGCUGAAAGACUACAUUAUUCAAUACAGGUGGAAAGAACGUGAUGGUGGCAUCUCUAUACUUGAUCGUUUCAGACUGUUAGAAAUUCAGUCACUCCUAAAUUUGCCUUCUCGGCAACCUGAAGGCAUCUACAUUUCCAUUUCUAUUGGUGUUGCAAUAAAGCAUUGUUUGCAUAUUUGCUUGUUGCAUUUGCAAACCUGUGGUUGGAUUCCUCCCUUACCAGAACUGUAUCUAUCUCAUGUUUCCAAGACGGUAGAAUGCUUUCAUGAAAUUUGA